CCAAACAGAAGUUUAUAAUUAUAGAAAGUAAUUAUUAGUGAGAAAAACAUCUGUGGAAGACAGGAAUAUAGAUCGGUAAACAUUUUCCUCAGAUUUUCUCUCCCACCAAUUUGAAUCACAGAGAUAAAUUUAGUCUUCAGUUAUUGUAAACGUAUUGAAUCUGCGUAUGGAUAGAUGGGCGUAGAUCUUAUUGGGAUCGGAGAGUUUUAGGGUUCGUGUUAUGCUGGAUGAGUUGUGAUUGGUUGGUUGAUCGGAUCUUGUAUUUUCCCUCCUGAAUCGGCGUGUAACUUUAUCUGCAUGAACGUUGAAACAGCCCGUGUGGGAUUGUUGUUGUGAAGGUCUUGCGGUGGUGGAAUACCCAAAACAUGUCUGCCAUAGUGUGCGGCAAGAGAUCAAGCAUCUUCGAGGAUUUGCCUUCAUCAUCGCCGUCGUCAGCAGCAUCUCCGUCGCCCCCUCCGAGCGCGAAAAGAAUCCGCUGUUCGUCUUCUUUCUCUCCGCCGAGAUCCGCCGCCGGUUCAUUCUCGGUUUCAUCGCCUCUUGGUUAUUUGAUUGGUCGCUUCCCUAACAUGGACAAAGAGUUGCUAGAAAAGGCACUUCAUGAAUGUGGACAUGAUCUUGAUUCGACUAUUAAGAGCCUCAAUGAACUCUUUUUGGGAUCUGGUGAGAAUAUUACCUCAGCUACAGGAAAGCCUGAUGCUACACUGGAGGCUAGCUCACAUGUUUUAAAUCAAGGCUCAACAGGUAGUGGGGAUGUUUCACCUCAUGAGCAACCCUCAGCAAAUAAUCAACCCCCUGUUAAUAGGGAAGAAUUUGUUGACAUUUUUGUCAGAGAAAUGAUGGUUGCAUCUGAUAUAGAAGAUGCUAAAGCCCGUGCUUCAAGGGCCCUCGAGGUUUUUGAGAAGUCCAUUUGUUCACAUGCUUCAGAAGCCGCCACCCGGAGUUUCCAGCAGGAGAACAUGGUGCUGAGACAACAGCUUGAAACUCUACUACACGAGAAUAGUAUUCUGAAACGAGCGGUUUCCAUACAGCAUGAUCGCCAGAAAGAAUUUGAUGAAAGAGGCAGAGAAGUUAACCAUUUAAAGCAGCUCUUAGCUCAAUACCAAGAGCAGCUUAGAACUCUCGAGGUUAACAACUACGCACUUGCAAUGCAUCUCAAGCAGGCACAACAAAGUAACUCCAUCCCGGGACGUUUCAACCCUGAUAUCUUUUAGUAUAAGCUUGAUGCCCGUUUGGCCAUCGCAAGCAGCGUAUACCAAUUGUGUAUUUUCUUAAAUGAUAUAUUGAAAUAUGUUAGACUGAUUUAAUCAAUAUAUUGAAAUAUAUUAUUGUGUGGCAAUACUGAACAGUCUGAACUCAAAUAUGAUUGCUUGUGCUUCGCCUUUUAGUGGAUUUUUGUUUUUGCUCAAUGCAAACGAUUUCUUACUAAUUAGCAUCUGUAAACACUACACUACUUUUCUGGUUUUUAAUGUAGCUCCUUUCUUAUAUUA
This is a messenger RNA of Cuscuta europaea, 1487 nucleotides long. Lineage: Eukaryota; Viridiplantae; Streptophyta; Magnoliopsida; Solanales; Convolvulaceae. The record is from the annotation of a GenBank genome assembly.